AUGUCGUCAAAACAAGGCCUUCUGACCUUCACAACCUUGUUCAUUCUGAGUGGUCUUCUAGUUACAGCUUAUUUAGCCACUUUGGUAAUCUAUCGAGUGUUCUUUCAUCCACUGGCCAAGUACCCGGGACCUUUCAUUGCCAAAGUCACGGACCUUUAUUCAGUCUAUCAUGCUUGGAAAGCUGAUAGACAUAUUGACUUCCAACGUUGUCACCAGAAAUAUGGAAAUGUUUUCCGCUAUGGUCCCAACAGAUUGUCAUUCAAUACUCAAACAGCUCUUCAGACCAUCAAUUCUGCCAAAGCCAACACCAGGAAGGCCGAUUUUUACAAGUCGUUGAUCACUCCCACAGGACCCAGCAUUCUCUCCGCAAUUUCAGAUGACGUCCACGCAAGGAAGAAGAGAGUCCUCUCUCAAUGCUUCUCGGAUAGGGCUAUGAAGUCGGCUGAGGACUAUACCUUAUUUCAUAUCCGAAAGUUUUGUGAGAAGUUAGCUACAUCAACCGAAGCUGUUGAUAUGUCGAAAUGGACCACUUACUUAACUGGGGAUGUGCUAGGCGAACUUUGCUUUGGGAGUUCUUUUAACAUGUUGACAGAGACCAAGAAUCGGUUCUUGAUGGAUUUGAUCAAUUUGACUGCAAGAUUUGCUCUCGUUUGCGGAUCCACCAUUCCUCUCCAACACACUCCCAUUCCAAAGCUCUUCUUCUCCGACCUUCUUGCCGGUCGCUUGGAAUUUCGCUCCUAUGCUCUUGCCCAAGCCACCGAACGAACAAAGAUCAAGGAUUCAGAGCGUCGAGAUUUCUACCACUACCUAAUGGAAGCCAAGAACCCAGAUACAAACGAACGCUUCGAUGAAAGAGAAAUAUGGAGCGAAGCCGGUAACCUCAUCGUUGCAGGCACAGACACCACAUCUACUACUUUGGCAUCAACUUUCUUCUAUUUCACCCGGAACCCGGAUGUACUAGAGAGAGCCAAGAAGGAAGUCAGAGAAGUGUUCAAGGAUUGUGAUAUCGAGGACAUCCGAACUGGAGAGAAACUAAGCUCCUGCAAGUAUCUCCGCGCUUGCUUGGAUGAAAGCAUGCGUAUGAGUCCUCCGCUUCCAGGAAUCCUUGCUCGUGUAGUCCUUCCUGGCGGCAUCAUGAUUAACUCUCAUGUCAUUCCAGCUGGCGUCGAGGUCGGUGUCGCACCCUAUGCUCUUCACCACAACGAACAGUACCACAAAGACUCUUUCGUAUACAAUCCAGAAAGAUUCCUAGAUAAGGGAAUUGUGGAGGGUUGGGCUCCGUUUAGUUAUGGGCCGAGAGCUUGUAUUGGGAAGGCGAUGGCGUAUAUGGAGAUGAUGUGUACGAUGGCAAGAGUUCUGAAAAUGUUUGACUUGAAGGGCGUAGGGAGCUUAGGGGAGAGAGUCGAUGGGAUGGGUGGAAAAGCAGAGGAGUACAGAAUUGAGGACUUCUUCGUUUGUCAUAAGUUUGGACCGAUGGUUGAGUUUAGUAAGGCUUGA
Molecule: messenger RNA, 1497 nt
Organism: Mollisia scopiformis
Lineage: Eukaryota; Fungi; Ascomycota; Leotiomycetes; Helotiales; Mollisiaceae
Product: cytochrome P450
Exons: 4
Coding region: 1-1497 (498 amino acids)
Molecular function (GO): iron ion binding; oxidoreductase activity, acting on paired donors, with incorporation or reduction of molecular oxygen; heme binding
Source: RefSeq, a predicted model, not a curated record